UGGGGAGAUGGAGAGGAGGAAGGAUAUGCUUGGGGAGGUGAGGUACGGCAGAGGGAUUGGCACGACCGAGGCGAGCACGUCGACCGGCGUUGCCUUCUCUCCCUCCCCUUUCUCAUCAUGCUCAUUGGUCCCCUCAAAGAGCUCUCGUACCCUCCCUUCCCACUCCUCUCCCACCUGGGGAAUAACACUCCACCAGCGACCCGCAUCCAUUUCAGACUCCCCCCGCUCCUCAGCAUGUUUGACGAGUGCUUGUGUGUCUUUCAGCUCUCCGAGCCAGCGUUCGAGUAUCUCCAGGUGUCGCUGGAUCUUCACCGUGUCCACAUCCUCCUCGUCCCCCUCCGCUCCGUCUCCAUCCACCUCCGACGGGCUGAGCAUGCGAAAGAACUCCUCCAAAUGUCUCGCGAGCAGCUGAUCAAGCGCCACGUUGGCAGGAUGUGACGUGAUAAGUGACAUCAAUACCGGACUAGGUGAUGCGGAGGAGAAAGAGACGCUGAUAUCGAUGAGGAAGUCCCCUGCUCCAAGCAAGAGACUAUGCAAGUGCUGUCCC
This is a messenger RNA of Dacryopinax primogenitus, 547 nucleotides long. RefSeq lists its product as uncharacterized. The record is from RefSeq and is a predicted model, not a curated record. NCBI's taxonomy places the organism in Eukaryota, Fungi, Basidiomycota, Dacrymycetes, Dacrymycetales, Dacrymycetaceae. Bases 118 to 438 code for a protein of 106 amino acids. The transcript has a single exon.